Messenger RNA from Myripristis murdjan (pinecone soldierfish), 2180 nucleotides. RefSeq lists its product as uncharacterized. The record is from RefSeq and is a predicted model, not a curated record. The transcript has 9 exons. Gene Ontology annotation, molecular function: protein binding. Bases 139 to 1989 code for a protein of 616 amino acids. NCBI's taxonomy places the organism in Eukaryota, Metazoa, Chordata, Actinopteri, Holocentriformes, Holocentridae.
CUGUACUCCCAUGUGAAGGACUAUGAGACUCUAACAGGCAGCAGAGUCCUCCCAGCAUUACAGACAGUUUUCCAGUCAGCUCCUGCAGUCUGGACCAUCAACCUGUCAGAGAGAAAGGCCUCUGUCCUCCUGGAAGUGAUGAAGCUCCAAUCGGGAAAGAAACCAGUUGAGCUGACAGGCUGGUCAGAUGAAGAGAGUGAAGUGUGGAGUUUCCUGAAGUGUCUGCCUUACAUGUCACAGCUCAGGUGUGAUCCAGAGUUCUUCCAGUUUGUGUGUGCGUCUGUCUCUGUGAGAUCAACAGAGGUGGCCCAGCAGUUGGCCUCUCUCCUGCGGCUCAUGGGUUUCACUCUGGUGCUAACAGGAGAGUUACCCAGUAAAACCUGCUGGUCUGUGGGUCGAGUUCUGGGACUCUGUGGCUCCAGUGUGGAUCUCAUCUUCACACCCAGCAAGAUCUCACUCGAAGGAGCCUCCCUCAUCUUUAGACAUACAGCACAAUUACACAGUCUUCGACUGUCUGAAAGCAUGGCAUUGUUACUGUGUCAACUGGCAAGCACACAAAAAGUGGCCGAUCCAGUAUCCAUUGAGGAGCUUUCUCCUGUCCUCAAAACGACAUCACAGCGAGUAUUGAUGAGAGCUGUCAGUAGUGUGGGGUCCCUCCUGAGAUACUGGGCAGUCAAAUGUUUGGACCUGACCGAAGUUUGCAUUCCUGCUCACAAUCUCAUGACACUGCUGCUUCACCGUGAUCCUCUAACAAUCAAACUGAGUGCGCAGUGUGUUCAGCAGCUGACUGUACUCAUACAUGAGAUCCAGGACAAAGACUUGACUCAGUCUUUCUUGAGUAAACUGGGUGGAGACCUGACCUCCUGCUCUCUAGACUGGGAAUUACUUCACUAUUUGCUACAGCACUCAUCAACUCACAGCAUCACUGUGGACAUGAGGAAGAGCAAGAUCUCAGAGAAGAGCAUCAUAAAUCUUCUUCCCUUUCUGGACAGGAUUGUGUUUAAAAGGCCCAGCCCCAGCUUUGUGUUGUCUGCCAUCAGGGAGAGCUACAAAACUCAUGCCAGGCACUGUAUACCCAGUUUACUGAAGUCAUUAGCCCAUGCCAUCAACCUGACCUGCAGAGAACUGGACACAGUGGACUGUGCUGCUCUGCUCUUCAUCCUCAAACACAGCGAUGGAGUCAAACUCAACCUGCUGUGGACCUCCAUCCCACAAGGAGGAAUACAGGCCCUCCUGCUCACACUGGAGAACAUCUCUCAUCUCAGUGUUGACAGGAAUCUGCUGCUGAGGUUGCUGCGGGGUUGCACUGCCUCUGGGGUCCAACAGGGGGCAGCAGCAGCAGGUCUGCUGAGGGCCCUGCAGCACAGGCUGGAUCUGUCCUGCUCCUCCUGUGUGGAGCUGUCAGAGCAGGAGCACAGGGAGACUCUGUGUCUGGGAGCUGGAGACUGCAGGGCAAUCUCCACUGUCCUGAGACACAGCAGCCAGGAGACACUGCUCAACCUACAAGACUGUGAGGUGGAGGACAGUGGACUGGAGCUGCUGUUUCCUGUCCUCAACAAAGUCCACCUGAGCACCAGCAAAGCCGUCCUCGUCCAGAUGGUGUCCCUGGUGCCUGUGGGCAGUGAAAGGGACACAGUGAUACGAGCAAAGUCCCUGGGUCGAGCCCUGGGUGGAGAGCUGGACCUCAGUGAGACCACAUUGGAUCAGAGGGCGUGUGACGCUUUGGUCUGGAUACUGGAGUUUUCUGAGGGACUGACAGAACUUAACCUCAGUCACUGUCAACUCACAGACCAGCUCCUGCACACACUGAUCCCACAUUUGUACAAAGUACAAGACCUGGAUGUGAGUCACAAUAAGAUCACUGAUGCUCUGACUGCCAGAUUACUCCAGCUGGUCUCCAUCAACACCUCCAUCAUUGUGCGAGUCUUCAGCAAUAAUAUCAUGGACAGAACCCCCUUUCUGAACGACAAACGCUUUGAAAUGUGGUGAACCAAUCAGCUGCAGUUUUUGGGCCGGCAGAGGGAAGUGGACAAAUUAUGUUUUGUGGCUGGCAACACAGUUCAGUGUAACUGUGAUCAUUUUACACUUUAUUGGGUCACAAUUUAAUGGUACUCAGCCAGCAGAGAUCCCUUUAAAACAGUUUAGAGAUUGGGAUAGACAUAUUUAUAGGUUUAUAUGGA